This is a messenger RNA of Mixia osmundae IAM 14324, 4432 nucleotides long. RefSeq lists its product as uncharacterized. The transcript is spliced from 5 exons. The record is from RefSeq and is a predicted model, not a curated record. Lineage: Eukaryota; Fungi; Basidiomycota; Mixiomycetes; Mixiales; Mixiaceae. The coding region runs from base 74 to 3685 and encodes 1203 amino acids.
ACCGUCCACAGACCUAGCGGCGGUCUGUAUCUGGCUAUCCGUCCCCCGUCCGGCUUCGCUACGUGCACAAGCUAUGCUGCGCCAGCCAAGCCGCAAGCGCGGACCGUCCGGACUGUCUCCGAACCAUUCUAGAGGUCCCAGAACGCGGAUACAUCGCUAUACCAGCAGAAACCUGCCGUCGUCGGAUGAGGACGACGAGAGCAUCGGAAGCCUGGAUGACGUGCAAAAUGUACAACCACUCUCUCAAACUCGAUACUGGUGGCAAGACCUGGAUCUCCGCCCCUCGGAGAAGGCGCCUGCAAGCCUGCAAAGCGAAUCGUCAACAGAUGAGGAAUCCGAUACGAGCAGUGCACAUGCCGCCGCAGAUCAGCAGGCAAAUGCGAUGAUAUCUGAUAUCAUUGAGUUUCAUGAUAUAGAGCCACGUACGGAAGAGUAUGGCGGCAGUGGAGCCGAUGAUCCUUGGGCAGACGAGGACAUGAGAAUUGACGAUAGACCUGACCUGAACGACGUCGCUCAGCCGGAAGAGCCGCCCACCAUACCCUCGAAAACGUCUCCUUUAGCGCCGCCUUGCUCAAAAUCGGGCGCCGCAUCCUCUGGCAGCAUCGCUGGCAGCGAGCGCGCUGCUGUUCGGUCGUCAGGUCGAAGCUUAGCAGAGAUUGUUGCCUCAAGCGACGAAUCGUCAGACUCGUCUGGACUGGAGACCGACGAUGAGACUGAUCUCGCACGGCGGGAAAGGUUCGCGGAGCUGAAGCAAGCCGGUAAUAUCGUACGAAUGACACCCUCUUUGUGGGCUUUCCGUCGGCCAACAAAGCCCAACGUAUGGGAUCAUCUCUGGGGCCGACUGGACUGUGGCAGCCACGUCUGGAGCUGCGACUGCGCGCUGUACUCCAAGAUAAGCACUUGCCCGAGCGUCCGUCUGGCCCAAGCGUCAGCGACUCAAGAUCGUCUUCUAGCCAUGCGACCGAUCGACGAUAAGUGCGAAGCGCAAGGCCGUAUACCUCACGCGAUCUUGCUUGCUGCGCGCCAUGGCAUGGGCGGCAAAAAGAUCUAUUGGGUCUCGGUUGUCAGAGGUGCGAAUAGAACGCAAGAAUCCAGCAACAAGCGGGGCAUCGUCACCCUUACGUACAGCUCCGAUCGUCUACCGCCAGAAUCGCACUGCUCACUUUGCGCUCGUCGGCGCAUCAAAGGCUGUGAACAUCGCGACCUAGCGCAACAUCAGAUUGUGCGUGCACUGUCCCUACAGACAACUAGCACUCUGCGCCCGCGAGAAGACACGCCCCCGUCAGAGACGGCGGCGGCAGAUACGAUCAUGGCCUCAGGCAGAGGCAGACGCGACCGGGCAGAGUCCAACAUGCCAAGGCGUGCGCCUCGCUGGGCUGUUCACUCAGAAGACGUGAGACUGGCUCAUGGCACGGACUACCAACCAUCUGAAGACUGCGAGUGGAGGACGUUGAUGAUCAAGGGCCAGCCGAUGACGCUGCGUGUGCUCCGGCUUGAUCGACACGCUGCCUGUACAUGCUCGUACAAGCCUGUACCUGGUCAGGACACCGUCUGGAAAACUGGCGUCAUCUAUGGCCUUACGGCGCCCUCANACGCCAUGAUCGAGUGCACCAAGUGCAUGAACAAUGAUUGCCCACGAGCAGUAAGAACCCACAAAAAGNGCGGCGGCAUCCGAGACCGGUCGUAUUGGAUCACAGGCGACUUUCGUGCUCAGAAGCUCUUUUCAGUGGGCUCUGGCCUCGUAUUCACGCACGAGAUUCUGGACAGCUACCUGGCACAUAUGAUCACCAUGGCUACACCCUUCAGUGCCUUCCAUGCCAUGACAUCGUUGUUGNACGAAGCAUCGGAUCCGAUGGCCAAAUUCGUGUCGGCCAAGACUUUUGCAAGCGCAUUUCGGCGAUACAUGGCAUUCAACGACAUAGUGCGCAAUAUGAACGACAUGAAGUGCAGCAUCUGUGGCGACGAUCCAGAGGUCGUCAUUGUCGACGGAUACGCCGCAGGAUACGACAAGACGAGCGUGUCUGGUAAUCUACGGGCGCCAACAAGGGCCGAUCCGGGCAUUGUCUUUCCGGACGUCAAGGCUCCGACGAAAGGCUUGCAAUACGUCAGCGAUUACCACCUACGCUUGAGACUCCUGACGGCCUUUGUCGGCCAAGUCAAGGACAAGGAAAAGGCCUUGCCGUCUGCAGACAUGUUCCAAGAGGAUCUCGCUCGCUUGUCGAGAGUGAUCUGCCCUGAAGACCUGGCGAGGCGUCGACAUCGAGAGCAAGCAACACUGAACGCGAGUCUGACGGUCUUACAGCGCUACCUCGAGUAUCUGGCCGGCAUGACGGAGCAUCAGUGGCAAACCGACCUCGAGAUUAGGCCACAUCGUGACUUCAUCAUUCAAUUGCUCGGCCCUGGCUCUAUCCUUAGUUUCAUCACGUCCGAAGCUGCCAAACGACUCGAAAAAUGGUGCAUAGCUGCGCGGAACAGGCCCCAGGAAAUGCGGACAGAUCAAGCCGUGCGAUAUCGAGAAGCUCUCGCGCAGCAUCAGAGCUUCUUCGAGAAGGACUGUCCGGUGUUAGGCACGCUCUGUUCUAUCUAUGCGGCUAGUGGCAAGCGAGUGCUACCCUUCGAGCGCCUUCUGCACGACAUAUCCAAGCGGACGCUGUCUGCCUUUGAGAUGCUCAAGAACGGUCGUGAGGCAGCUCCGCCGACGCCGGAAGCGUUUGCACCUAUCGAUUCCCUGCGUACUGGUUCAGUCUACGGCCAACAGUAUCGCAAGAGGCCAACCUACAGCAGCCUANGACACGACCAGCGUAGUGACAGCAGCAAGAAGAAUUCCGCAGCAUCUAGACGAGUUGACAAUAACGAAGCGUCUACAGAAGCGAACGAUGGCGACCAGGACGCGUACGACGAAAGGCACUGCCAAAAGUUCUAUGACGAAUACAGGAAAGCAGGCUUGACUGGCGGCAUGCUCCUGGUCUGGUGUAAUCACCUUGUCUGCUACGGGUUCCACUUUAUCGAGACAUCGGAAGGCAGGAACGAUAUCUUCACGGCGCUUUACUGUUUCUUUCGCAGAGCGCCCAGAGUAGUCGUCUACGACUUUGCGUGUGCACUAGGGCCAUACUGCAUGCAACGCGAACCGGACUAUUUCAAGAAGACCCUGUUCCUCAUCGAUGAACUGCAUGCCAAGUCUCACACAAAGUGUACAUCGAAUGCUUUCGUCAGCAAGUACAUGGCUCAUCACAAGGAGGUUCGACACAUCAACACGAGCGCCGCCGAGGUUGCAAAUGCCUGUCUUAAGCGCAUCCGAACAUCGGUGUCAUAUUCAAACGAGCGCAAUGCCAUAGCCCUAGCAAGGAUCUUUGUGCUGACAUGGAACUGCCAGCGUCAGCGUCACAAUGCGAACAACACGACUCGAGCGACCAGCCGCGCACGAUGCAAGCCUCGGGCUACUUUCAAGCAAUCGAAUAUCGUAGCCCUGUCUAAAGGGACCGUGCAAAGAUUCCAACCUGGCAGCUCCGAUGACGAAGCGGGCUGCUUCAGCGCGCAAUCCUCAGAACAUGCGAGCGCGAGCGACUCAGAGGAAGAUACGCUUGUCGAUGACCCUGUCGAAGAGGCUGCUCGACAAGAAGGAAUGGUUGAGCGCAACCGCAUCGAGCUCAUGCAAUUGAGCCGUACACCAUCUCCGAACACAUAAAGAUACAAGAGAAGACCCCUCUCGCACGUCGAACCAGCGAGCGCUNCGGGAAGCCUGUCUCCUGGCAGACAAGCGUAAACUAAGAUAGCGUAAUCGAGCAAUGAAAGGGAAGACUAUUAUGCAGAAGCUUCUGAGCCGUCCUGAUCGUCCUGAUCGUCCUGAUCAUCGCUGCUGGAUUCGAGUCCAGGAUGAUCCGUCUGAGCUCGAGUCUGUGCAGACGCCAGGGCUGCACGCAUCACCUUCAGUUGUCUCUGCAGAGCCCGGUACUUCGCCACAGAAACUGUGCCCUGUUCACCAUUCACGGCGUCGUCGAUCGGCUCGUCGUCCUCUAAGCGACGUUGCUCCUCCGUGUAUAUCUUGCGUUGGUUAUAGCCGAAUUCGAAGAUCUUCUCUGCAGCGUUCAAGAUUGCCUCUCGGACCUUUUCAUCCUGCAUGAGGUCAGCAGAUGCGUGGACGUAGUUGAUGCCGGUGUGGAGCUUUUUCGUUGCUGGACACCAGGCGGAUUCUGCCAUAGAUGCCGCAUUGUCUAUCUUAUCGCCUCGCGCUCCGAAAGUGACAAAGAAUUGACCUGGCAAUAUCGCUUCUGUCUUGAUGAUCAUGCCCAUGUCUUGGUAUCUGCGGUAACAGAAAUAGUUCUCCGCCUUCUUCUUCUUCUCCGUUUUAGUUUUGGGCCCCUUAUAAUAGUUUUGCAUAGGCGUGAGCGCAGGCAAAAGACCAGUGUGCGAUGCUAUAUUUGUAGACCCGCUC